CAGGAAGGGAUUUGAGGUAGCCGCCCAAACCCUAGGUUCUCAGUUUCUCACACUACAAGUGUACCAGAUGGACCACGGAUGUUCCUCAACAAAGAUAUCUAAAUAUGUUGCAGAGGAAGAUAUCAUCAGCAAUCUACCGGACGGCCUCAAAGACAAAAUUCUUUGUUGUCUGCCAAUAAAAGAAGCUGUUAGAACUUGCCUCUUGUCAAGGAAAUGGCGGUACACAUGGACUUCGAUGACCGAACUGAUGUUCAGGGGAGAUGAUUUUGCUUCAGAAAAUGACAAUGAAAACGAUCUUCAAUGCAGGUUUCUUAAGUUCACUGACAUGUUUCUCUCCCUCCACAAUGGCCCAGUUCUAAAGUUUAGACUGGAUACCCUAGGGAUUGAAAUAUCUACUAGAGGACACAUUUAUCGUUGGAUGCUCAUGCUUUCGAGAAACAGAAUUAAGGAAAUUCAACUUAUGACAAGUAUGCAUGAAGAUUACAACAUCCCUUCUAGUUUUUUCUCCUGUGCUGAGCUCGAAUAUGUGCAGCUGCGGCUAUGUGUAUGGACAACUUCACAGCUGCCAAUGCUAUAUAAAGGCUUCAAACACUUGCAUACUCUUCAUCUUGAAUUCUUCACUGUUGAAGGAAACAAUUUUGGGGAUUUAGUAGCAAGUUUCCCAAACUUAGAAAAGCUUACUCUCUUUUGGCUUAUCAGCUUUGCCAAUAUCAAUAUCCAUUCAACAAAGCUCAAGAUACUUACAGUUCAUGGCCGGUUUAAUCACCUCAGUCUGCAUACUCCAUAUCUUACUUCGGCAGUCAUUGAACUGAAACAAGUUGCUGGUGACGCUUUGAAUGCCAGAUGCAAUUUCAAUGUUUCUCAAUUUAUUGCUUCUCUUUCAGAUGUUAAAAAUAUUUCACUUCAUGGGUCAAUAUUUGAGCUUGCAGAACAUGAAUUCUUGGUUUACAAGCCGCCAAAAUCAUUCAACCAGCUUACAGAGAUAAGCCUGUACUUAGAUCUUGGUAAUCUGAAGCAGGCAAAUCUUGCUCUUUGCUUAUUUCAGCAUGCCCCCAACUCGCAGCUUAUUAAUUUGAAGCUCACUUCCAAGAAUCCCAUGGUACCCACAGUGCAUUUAUGGGAAUCAAUAGAUGGCUGUCUCUUCCAGAAUGUUCGUGUAGUUGGUAUGAACAACUUUACUGCUUCAUCUGCAGAGCUAGCGUUCUUGAAACGUAUACUUGAAGAUGCACCAGUUCUAAGAAAAGCAGAAAUAAGAGAUAAAGGAAAAUUAGGAAAAGAUGACCUCAAGAGCCUCCUGAAGAUGAGAAGGGCAUCGAAGGAUGCAGAAAUAGUGAUUUUUUGAGGAUUGGUUCCACCAACUCUGAAAAGGUCAAUCAUGCCACUCUUUUUUAUUUUCUGAUGGGCAGAAUCAAGGCCAAUCUCUGAAGGAACAAGUCAGAGUCAGGACCACAUAACAGCUAUCAAACUCAUGUUUGGAACUUCAGAAAACUCCCACUUUCUUUUAGCGCGAUCUUGUAAGACGUGGGCUUUGAAAUUCUGAAUUGUGGGUGUGCAAGCAUAAAUGUUUGCGUACUUCCCCUAGUGAAGCUAUUGUGUGGUCUUUGGAAAACAA
This is a messenger RNA of Lolium rigidum, 1612 nucleotides long. Its product is annotated as F-box/FBD/LRR-repeat protein At1g13570-like. Gene Ontology annotation, molecular function: protein binding. The transcript has 5 exons. The record is from RefSeq and is a predicted model, not a curated record. NCBI's taxonomy places the organism in Eukaryota, Viridiplantae, Streptophyta, Magnoliopsida, Poales, Poaceae. Bases 68 to 1342 code for a protein of 424 amino acids.